Messenger RNA from Bubalus bubalis (water buffalo), 4965 nucleotides. It is a transcript of the gene HR, whose product is annotated as HR lysine demethylase and nuclear receptor corepressor. Lineage: Eukaryota; Metazoa; Chordata; Mammalia; Artiodactyla; Bovidae. The record is from RefSeq and is a predicted model, not a curated record. Gene Ontology annotation, molecular function: histone H3K9 demethylase activity; chromatin DNA binding; transcription coregulator activity. The transcript is spliced from 19 exons. Gene Ontology annotation, biological process: regulation of transcription by RNA polymerase II. Gene Ontology annotation, cellular component: chromatin; histone deacetylase complex. The coding region runs from base 171 to 3737 and encodes 1188 amino acids.
AGCAGAGAGCGGGAGAAAGAGUCCUCGCCCGCCCGCCAGGAGGCCCCGGAGCCGGCCUAUGGGGAGAGGACGCCCGGUGUCGGCCACCGCGACCGCCGCCGCCCGCGCCGCGCCGGGCCCGUGAAGCCCAGGGACCCCCUCUGGGAGAGCCCCAUGAGGGCAGGAGAGUGAUGGAGGGUCCGCCCAGCUUCCUGAAGGACAGCCCAGCCUGGGAGAAGACAGCCCCUGAGAACGGGAUCGCAGGACGGGAGCUAGACACCCCACCGCAAGAUGGCCUGCGCCCUGUGGCAAUGUGCCUGGGAGAGCCCGCUCCCUUCUGGAGGGGUGUCCUGAGCACCCCAGGCUCCUGGCUGCCCCCUGGCUUCCCGCAGAGCCCCAAGGACACGCUCCCACUGGUGGAGGGUGAAGGUCCCCGGAAUGGAGAGAGGAAGGCUGGCUGGCCAAGCAGCAAGGACGGGCUGCGCUGGAAGGAGGCGAUGCUUACCCAUCCACUGGCAUUCUGUGGGUCACCGUGCCCGCCUCGCUACAGCCCCCUGGUUCCUGAGCAUAAUGGUGGCCAUCCCAAGAGUGACCCUGUGGCCUUCCGGCCCUUGCACUGCCCCUUCCUUCUGGAGACCAAGAUCCUGGAGCGAGCUCCUUUCUGGAUGCCCACCUGCUUGCCACCCUACCUAGUGUCCAGCCUGCCCCCAGAGCAUCCAUGUGACUGGCCCUUGGCCCCACACCCCUGGGUGUACUCUGGGGGCCAGCCCAAAGUGCCCUCCACCUUCAGCUUAGGCAGCAAGGGCUUUUACCACAAGGAUCCAAGCAUACUCAGGCUGGCAAAGGACCCAUUGGCAACUGUGGAACCUGGGUUGCUGGGCUCAGCCCCUGGUGGACAUCUCCAGAGAACUGGGGAGGUGGAACACCCUUCUCUCCACCAGAGGGAUGGAGAGACAGGAGUUGGCAGGCAUCCGAAACUUUGCCCCCUUCUCCUGGGACAUCCAGACACUGUGCCCCGGACCCCAUGGCCCACUUGUUCCCCAGGCUUGGUUCAUACUCUUGGCAAUGUCUGGGCUGUCCCCGGAGGUGGGAGCCUUGGGUACCAGCUGGGGCCAUCAGCCACAACAAGGUGCCCGUCUCCUGGACCUCCUACCACCCAGGCAGGCUAUUGCUCAUCUCACCCACCAGCUAGAGAUGACCCUUGUGGGCAGUGCCAGGAAGACCUGGAGGGGGCCACCAGUGAGCCCAGUGAAUCCAGCGAGGAAGCCUGCAAGACUCCCGGUCCCAGGGCCUGCCCGCCCAGCUAUCACACCAAGCUGAAGAAGACGUGGCUCACUCGACACUCUGAGCAGUUUGGGUGCCCAGACAGCUGCCCUGGGGAGGAGGAGAGCCCGGCAGCCCAGCUGCGAGCCCGCAAGAGGUCAAGCAGCCCCGAGGUCCAGGGAACAGCGAGCAGCCCAGCUGCCAAGCGCCCGACCGGUCCUUUCCCGGGCAGUGUGGGGCAGGGGGCCAGAGGCCGGCAGGAAGUGCUGGACUCAUUAUUUGGGAACAAGGCGGAGACAGAACAGCGUGGUGACCACAGAGGAACCCGGGAUGAUGGGGCCAGCCUGCAGGCCCUGGGGCUCCAGGAAACACCUCGCGUGGCUCCUGUGGCAGGCAUCACUCAGUGCCAAGGCUGUGCCCAGGCAGCUGGUGAGACAGGUGGGCCAGCCUGCUACUCCCAGCCACUGUCCAGAUUGCCACUGGGAGAGGAGCAGCCACAGGAGGAAGACUUGGGAGCCAGCUCCGAGGAGGGAGGAGGGUCUGGCCUGGAGGCUGGGCUUAGUGUGGGCCUCGCCAAGCACCUGCUCAGCGCACUGGGAGACCGCCUGUGCCGUGUUCUGAGGAGGGAGCGGGAGGCCCUGGCCUGGGUGCACCAGGAAGCAGGCCAGGCACCAGUCGGGACUGAGGACGACCCAAGCCUUCCACGCUGCUGCAGCCACUGCCACCAUGGACUGUUCAAUACCCACUGGCGAUGCCCUCGCUGCAGCCACCGGCUGUGUGUGGCCUGUGGUCGCAUGGCAGGUGCUGGGAGGAUCAGGGAGAAAGCAGGCUCUCAGGGACAGUCCACGGAGAAGUGUGGCCAGGAAGUUGGGCACAGUGCCGGUUCCUUGAUGCUCACCCAGUUUGUCUCCAGUCAGGCUUUGGCAGAAUUAAGCGCUGCAAUGCACCAGGUCUGGGUCAAGUUUGACAUCCGGGGGCACUGCCCCUGCCAAGCUGAUGCCCGACUGUGGACCGCUGGGGAUGGGACCCCGCAGAAGGAGCUGACGGAGAAAACUCCCCCAACUCCACAACCUUCCUGCAACGGGGAAACCAACAGGACCAAGGACAUUAAAGAGGAGACCCCAGACUCCACAGAGACCCCAGCAGAAGACCGUGCCAGCCGAGGGCCCCUGCCUUGUCCCUCUCUGUGUGAACUGCUUGCCUCCACCGCUGUCAAACUCUGCCUGGGGCAUGAACGGAUACACAUGGCCUUUGCCCCUGUCACUCCGGCCCUGCCCAGCGAUGACCGCAUCACCAACAUCCUGGACAGCAUCAUCGCUCAGGUUGUGGAGCGGAAGAUCCAGGAGAAAGCCCUGGGGCCGGGCCUGCGGGCUGGGCCAGGGCUACGGGCCGGGCCAGGCCUGCGCAAGGGCCUGGGCCUGCCCCUCUCCCCCGUUCGGCCCCGGCUGCCUCCCCCUGGAGCUCUGCUGUGGCUGCAGGAGCCCAGGCCUCAGCGAGGCUUCCACCUCUUCCAGGAGCACUGGAGGCAGGGCCAGCCUGUGCUGGUGUCAGGAAUUCAGAAGACACUUCAGGCCCACCUGUGGGGGUCAGAAGCUCUCGGGGCGCUUGGAGGCCAGGUGCAGGCACUGACCCCCCUUGGGCCUCCCCAGCCCACCAGCCUGGGCAGCGCAACAUUCUGGGAGGGAUUCUCCCGGCCUGAGAGUCGCCCGAAGUCAGAUGAGGGCUCGGUGCUCCUACUGCACAGAGCUCUGGGGGAUGAGGACACCAGCAGGAUAGAGAACCUGGCUGCCAGCCUGCCCCUCCCAGAGUACUGUGCCCGCCAUGGGAAACUCAACCUGGCUUCCUACCUCCCUCCGGGCCCUGUCCUGCGUCCACUGGAGCCCCAGCUGUGGGCAGCCUAUGGUGUGAGCCCACACCGUGGGCACCUGGGGACCAAGAACCUCUGUGUGGAGGUGACCGACCUGGUCAGUGUCCUGGUACGUGCUGAAGCCCCCCUGCCCGCCUGGCGCCGGACACAGAAAGAUUUCCUCUCAGGCCUGGACGGGGAGGGGCUGUGGUCCCCAGGCAGCCAGGUCAGCACCGUGUGGCAUGUGUUCCGGGCACAGGACGCUCAGCGCAUCCGCCGCUUUCUCCAGAUGGUGUGCCCCACUGGGGCAGGAAACUUGGAGCCUGGUACCCCUGGCAGGUGCUACCUGGACGCAGGGCUGCGGCGGCGCCUGCGGGAGGAGUGGGGUGUGAGCUGCUGGACCCUGCUACAGGCCCCCGGAGAAGCCGUGCUGGUGCCCGCGGGGGCUCCCCACCAGGUGCAGGGCCUGGUAAGCACAGUGAGCGUCACUCAGCACUUCCUGUCCCCUGAGACCUCUGCCCUCUCUGCUCAGCUCUGCCACCAGGGGCCCAGCCUGCCCACUGACCACCGCCUGCUUUAUGCUCAGAUGGACUGGGCUGUGUUCCAAGCAGUGAAGGUGGCUGUGGGAACAUUGCAAGAGGCUAAAUAGGGGUGGGAGGUCCCAGGUGUCUGCGGUGGAGGUCAGGGGCAGGCACGGCUUCAGCAGAGAAUGGCACUGGGGAACUUGGGGACUUUGGGUCAAUUCCGCACUCUGGACACAAGCAGGCACCACGUUCCCUGCCCCUGACCUGAGCCCUGAUGCCAACAACCACAGUGCCACUGAAGCUUACACCUGCCCUUUGCAUACUGGCACCUGCUCUGCCCCUGAGCCCUUCUCCAAGGUACCAGACCCAGACUAGGGGGUGAUUGUCUCCUUCUAACCCCUGCCCCCAACCCAGCAGACAAACAGCCCUUCCCUGGGGGACCUCAGGCAUCAUUCUGGCUUAAGCGACACCUUCUGUUGCUGCUUCACCUCCUGCUGUCUCCUGUGCCUGAGCUCUGCUCAUACCACCCCCAUCUUCCCGGGCUCCCAGAGGCCCUUUGCCCUGCAGGUGUGCUAGACAAGGGGUCACUGACAUCCCGCCUUCCUGCCACAGAGCUGUGAAGUGUGGGGAGGGGACGGCCUCAGGUCACCAUCUAGGCUUGGCCGGAGGGGGCCGAUAUGGGCGAGGCCCCAUCCUUGCUCCCUCCUCUACCUCCUUCCUUCUGGAUUUCCAUUAAAGGCUGUUGUUUUGUGAAUGCUGCCUUGUGGUUGGCCCUGCUCCUGCAGGCCAUGUGGACGGGGAGGGAGGGGGACACCUGGAACUGGAGCAGGGUAGGAGGGGGCUGAAGCAGUGGUGACAGGGACCUCAGACACCCCUGCCUGCUCCUCUUAGGGUGCGGGGGGCACUGUGUCCCUCCCUCCCACAGAGGAGCAAAGGGGGGCUGACCUUGAGGAUGCUUCUGACAGCAGGCAAGGAGGAGGUCUCGGUCACAGCAGCAUGGCAUCUCCCUAUGUGACACUAGAGACCCAGAAUCCCUAACUCUCCUUGCAAACUUAAGGCCACCCCAUCUCUCCUGUCUGAACUGGAGCUCUGGGAGUCUGGGCCCAGAAAGCCCCUGACCAGCCUUUUGCCAUCAGUGCCCAUGGCCAGCCCCAUGCCCACUGGCUGGUGCUGGAGACAGUUGACAGCCCCUCCCCACGCCCAGGGCCCUCUGGUGUGGCUCCAGCCCCCCCACCCCCGGCCUUGUAUUUCUCACCCCCAACACGCUCUACUCUGGUUACCGUUGUUCCUGUGGUGGUUCUGGGAAUGUUGUUUUUUUUUUUUAUGAAAUAAAAUUUUUUAUUAUAAAUUUAA